UUGACUGAAAAUGCCGUCGGUUUCGAAAGCGGCGGCGGCGCUGAGCGGGUCCCCGCCGCAGACGGAGAAGCCCACCCACUACAGGUACCUGAAGGAGUUCCGCACGGAGCAGUGCCCCCUCUUCCUCCAGCACAAGUGCGCCCAGCACAGGCCCUUCACCUGUUUCCACUGGCACUUCCUCAACCAGCGACGCCGCAGACCCAUCCGCAGGCGCGACGGCACCUUCAACUACAGCCCCGACGUCUACUGCGCCAAAUACGACGAGACCACGGGCGUCUGCCCCGCCGGAGAUGGCUGCCCUUAUUUACAUCGGACAACUGGGGACACAGAGAGAAAAUAUCAUCUCCGCUAUUACAAGACCGGCACGUGUAUCCAUGAAACAGAUGCCCGUGGGCACUGCAUGAAAAAUGGAUUCCACUGUGCGUUUGCCCACGGCCCGCUGGACUUGCGACCGCCGGUCUAUGAUAUAAGGGAACUUCAGGCCCAGGAAGCCUUACAGAAUGGCCAGCUGGGCAGCAGCGAGAGCCCCCCGGACCUGCAGCCCGGAGUCCUAGCGAGCCAAGCGAUGAUCGAGAAAAUCGUCGGAGAGGACCCCCGCUGGCAAGUCAUGCUGUGA
Ornithorhynchus anatinus (platypus) is the source of this 616-nucleotide messenger RNA. RefSeq names its product unk like zinc finger (gene UNKL). The transcript is spliced from 5 exons. NCBI's taxonomy places the organism in Eukaryota, Metazoa, Chordata, Mammalia, Monotremata, Ornithorhynchidae. The coding region runs from base 11 to 616 and encodes 201 amino acids. The record is from RefSeq and is a predicted model, not a curated record. Gene Ontology annotation, molecular function: metal ion binding.